CCUGCUCUUCUUUCGUUUCUCUCUCAGUUUUCCAUAACUGUUCUACUUUUUUCUCUUUCUACUUCUUCAUCUCCUCCGUGAAACAGAUCUGAAAAGCCUCUUUCUCUAGAAACCCCCUCUUCUAUAAUGGGAAACCGAAAAAUAUAAUUGAUUCUCCUUCUGUUUCUCCAAAACCCAACCCCCUUUCUCCAUAUUUUUUAUCACCUCCACAAAACCCAAUUUCUCUAACAAAUCCAAAGAGAACAGUUUCUUUCUCACCUUCAGAACGAAAAACUUCCAUCUUCUAAACUAUAUUCAUCAUCAUCAUUAAAUAAAACCACCUAUUUCAUCUUCCCACCAUCUCUUAAAAAUCCCCAAAUUUCCCAAUUUCAAAACCCCAACAGUCCUUCACUUCACCGGAUCUAUUCGAGGUCAUCUUAAACAAGUGAUGAAAGGCGAGUUUUAAUGUUUGCAAAUGAAAGAGAAGAUAUUUAUGGUGCCAAUUCUCUUCUUUAUGAGUUUAGAAGAAAAAACAUCUUUCCUAAACCUGUCCCAUGGUUCAGAUAAUCUGCAACUUAGAAAGAUUUGAACAUCAAUCUGGCCUGUAAAAGAUCCGGCUUUCGGUAUUGUAAAGGACAGUAAAUGCAGCUAAGAAGUUUUGGGUUUGGGAUCUUGGGUUUUAGAGUUGCUUUUUAGUUGUUGAAUUUCAAAAUAUUUUUUUGUUUUGAUUGCUUGUUUGAUAAAAUAUAUGUGGUUUGAUAUGAAUCUUGAUGUUGAAUUUUUUGGUUAUUGAUGUUUGCAGAGAUUUCGCUUGAGGAUACGUACAGAAGGUGCAAUUACAUUUCCUGGCUAAAUUGAUUGGGGCCUAUGGAUUUCCUCAUCCACCCAAUAGAGAAUGAUAAGGGGUGUCUAAAAAUUCAUAGAGAAUGGGUGAAACCAUACUUUGGAUUUCUCGUUUGAAAGGUUUUGAUGUUUCAUGUUUGAUCUUAAUUCAUGUUCUCCAUAAGUACACGUGAAUGAUGGAUUUAGGGUCAGGUAUUAUUUGUGCAAGUAGUGAAGAAUAUUCCUAUGAUGUCCUGGUUUUUUCUAGAAAAGUAAUUGAUAGGGGGAAGUUGUUUGGAUCGACAAGGAGGUCUUAUUAUUAUGCAGAUGGUGGAAGUGGUGAUGCUAAGAAGCUGCCUGAUGAUGAUGUUCUCUGGAUCAUUCAAUCGAGUCUCCAAAGGCCAAGGCAAGAUGAAUAGGGCAUGGCACAAGACACUUUUGAUCGAUUGCUUAUGGAAGUUUUUAAGUGCAAGUUCCUUUCACUCAAGAUGUUGGCUAUCAUUUUCUGUGGUUUCUCAGAAUUGCAGCAGUGGGUUCUAUUUUAUCUCAUGUUUAUGAUGGGUGGGAAUGAUGGUGCUUGGUUGAGGCGAUUUAUCAGGACCUAUCAUACAUCGCGCAUAAAAAUAUCUUUUCAAGGCCCGAUUGCUCAACUGCAAAUGAAAGAUUGCAGGCUUCGUAUAAAUAUCACAGCGGUCGGGAAGGUGUUCAUAGAGUCAGUGACAUCCACGAACAACUGCAGUUUGUUACUACUAUGGAAGCUCGUCGUUAUCAUUGAGUACAACUUUUUAUUUUUCAAAUGGAUUAUCAUGGAGUUACUUAGCUUUAUGGUCUCUGGAGCUAGUGGUAAGAAUGUCAGCUACGACAACAAUCACCUGGCACAGCCUCAGAAGGGUGCUUCUGUGAAGAUAAAAGCAAGUAGGAAUCUAUAUAUGAGUUAUUGUGGCAGUGAGCUUCUCAAGUUGAGGUUCAAAAAAAUCCAGCAUUAUCCACUUGUGUUGCUAGUACCUAAAAAGUUUAAACUGCGAAUAGUAUUGCAUAACAGGGCCAUAGGAGCUAAUGAAGUUGUUUGUGGUACUGUACCUAGUGUAGACAGACGAGUAAUAGCUUUGUGGUUGCAAGACAAGGUUGAAGAUGGUGGUAAAUGGAGUGAGCUGGACAGUACACUAAAGACGCAGUUAGAGUUUAUGACACUCAUUUCAGGUUCAGGUAGUGAUGGACAUGACACUGAGGAAAUGUCAGCUCUUGCUUCAUGUAGUGUUGGUGAUGAAAGUGGAGAAAUGUCAGCUCGUGCUUCAGGGAUUUUCCACGAUACUUCGCUAAUUUCUGGUUGUGGAGCUAUGUGGGGCUAUGGAGGUGAGAGCGUUUACACAACUAAUUAUAGAAGUGCAGCCGACUGCAUCCUAGCUACACCAAUUCUUAUGCACAGGUUCAGAGGUAGGGUCAUAUUGAUGGUUCUAUUCAAGGGUCAUGCAAACAUCUUUCGUCACCAAUGUGCCUGGGAAAUAAUGACAAUGAGGAUACACAAUGCGAUUUCUAUUCAUGCCUGCAAAGCCGUCACCUCUACUGUUUCUGGGAGUUUCAGUUUUAAAGAAAUAAGCACAAGAGAGAUCCAUGUCUUGAUUGCUUUUGGUAUAACUAUGAAGACUGUGGUUUAUAUUUUCCUUAUAGCAUACAAUUCUUUAUGCUAGUUUUGUUACAACAGAAGAACCAUCAUCAUUCAGAUACUAUCAGUGAUUCAGUAUACAACUACUUCUUGCAUACUCAGCGUACAACAAAAGCAAACCUACAUAGAUGGGUAUUUGCUUACUGCAUCAUUCUUCAAUGUGCUUGUACAAUCAGUUUCCGCGCCAAUUUUGAAGUGGGGAAGAAGUCAAAUUCUUAUUGUAGUGGCAGUAGCUGGAUCUGCCGUGAUCGAGAGUGUUUCCUAUCCUCCAUCCUUGAGGACAAGGAUGAUUUGGAGGGGUGUGUAUUUGUCAUAGACCAACUUUCUGAGUGCCUUUCUAUUUUAUAAUUCUUGACUAUUGGUGCCCUUAGUUUGUCAUCGGGUUCCUAAAUCCCAUGUCACACGGUUGACAUGCUUUCAGUGUGUAUUAGUAUCGUUGUUUUUUCUUGGAUACUCUUUAGCUAAGGAAUAAUGUAAACUUUAUCUUCUUCCCUAA
Messenger RNA from Papaver somniferum (opium poppy), 2960 nucleotides. RefSeq lists its product as uncharacterized. NCBI's taxonomy places the organism in Eukaryota, Viridiplantae, Streptophyta, Magnoliopsida, Ranunculales, Papaveraceae. The record is from RefSeq and is a predicted model, not a curated record. The transcript is spliced from 3 exons. The coding region runs from base 1224 to 2489 and encodes 421 amino acids.